AACCCUCUGGUGCCCUUUGACCACACCUACAUCCUCUACGACGAGUCGAACAUUUUCAGCCUUGCGGUGGCGCUGUUCUCUCUCCUACCCAUUCUGAUCCUGGUGUUUCUCUUCUCCUGGUUUGUUGUGACUCGCGAAAUCGAAUGCUGUCUCAUUGCACUGGGACAAGUGAUCAACGAUGUCAUCAGCUGCAUGCUGAAGAAGCUGGUGAAGUUGGAGAGACCGACGAAAGGGCAAAUCUUCAAGAAAGAAGGCGGGCUCGUCUAUGGGAUGCCAUCAUCGCACGCACAGUUCAUGGCAUUCUUCGUCACGUACAUGUCGCUGCGGAUGUUCCUGCAGUGGCCAACCCCGGUGGAAAGGUCAACGAAAAUAGGGCUGUCUGUGCUUCUUGUCGCAGCUCAGGUCCUUGUGUGCUACUCGAGACUCUACUUUGAGUACCAUGACCUUGCUCAGAUAUGGGUGGGCACGCUUCUGGGCCAGGUUCUCGGGAGCUUGUGCUUUCUGGUUGUAGCGCUGCUACGGGAUCUUGGAGUGGUCAAUAGGGCGCUCGACUUGCAAAUAUGCCAAUUUCUAUUCAUGAAAGACUCAUUC
Messenger RNA from Ogataea polymorpha, 591 nucleotides. RefSeq lists its product as uncharacterized. The transcript has a single exon. Lineage: Eukaryota; Fungi; Ascomycota; Pichiomycetes; Pichiales; Pichiaceae. The record is from RefSeq and is a predicted model, not a curated record. The annotation marks the transcript as partial. Gene Ontology annotation, molecular function: sphingosine-1-phosphate phosphatase activity.